GUGAAAUUGAGAUUAUAUACACACAGACCGACGAUAGGAAUCAACAAAGCGCUGCGUUUGUGAUGAGAGGAGUGCGAGUAUGUGUGUGUGAUGUGCGUAUUAGUGUGCGAAUGUGUGAAGUGAAGAAAGUAACAAAUACAUUGAAUCGAACGCGAACAUAUUGUACGGAAUAAUAUGAACGUCGUCAAAGACUUUGUGUAUUCAUCAGGCGAGAGAGAAAGAGAAUACAGUCAAAAACCAAAAUCCGAUGUAAAGAAGAAGAAAAAAAAAAUAAUAAUAAGAGUAAAGUGACGAUUGAGAAUAAGAACGAGUUGAAAUAGCUGAGUAUUUGACCGCGAUACUGCGCUUCAUCAUAAUUCUCUUUUUUUCUCACUUUACUAGAAUUUACAAUUUUAAAAAAUAAAUAACAAAAACAAAGUCUGAAUUGAUUUGCGACGAGACACAUAGAAAAUUACGAAAGAAAGAAAAAUAAAUCGUACAAUUGUAUUUUUGACUGAUAAGUGUUUUGCGAAAGUCGAUCGAAUUGAAUAUUUGUUUAUCUGAAAACAGAAAAUCGAGCACAAAUUCACGGCAAUAAAGAAAAGAAACCAAAUACAAAAGUGAUCAUCGUACAACGACGACGACGACGACGACGACGACGACGGAGACGACGACAACAACGAAUUGUCGUGCAUUGUUUUGAUUUUUCGUCAAGUAAAUCCAAGUGAAGAGAAGCAUCGUUGUUUGAAAAUCUGUAAUUGUUGUUGGCUUUUUUCUCGUCUCAUCUUCAUCGCACUCAUACUAGAUUCGGUAGCCAUAGACGCGUUUGUGUAAUUUCUUUCUGUAUUAUUUUUUUUCUCUCGGUUCGGGUUCAUUUAUACUGUUGCAAAACAACAACAACAACAGAACAGAAAGAAAGAAGAAAAAAAAUAUUGAAAUUUUUUUCGGUGGAAUCAAUCGAUUCCAGUUAUCGAAUCGAGCAAUUUUAUGGCAAACAAGCAAUAAAUUGGUGUUCGGUGGUGAUGCGAAAAAUUGCAGCCCAACACGCAAUUAGUUAUUGGAGCUACAGAGCGCCCAGUUUGUCGUCCGUCGUGUGCCACAAUAAGAAAAUUGUUUCGUUUGAGCGUUGCAACAACAAAAAUUUUGAGCUACGCAUAAAAGUGUGAAAGGGACAAAGAGGGAGAGAUAGAAAAAAGAGAGAGAGAGAGAGAAAGAGAAGGAAGGUGAUCUGUUCCAUCGCUUGUGACGACGCAACAGUUCUCGAUUUGCUCUUUUCAAUCGGACGAAUCCGUGCAACGGAAUUUCAAUAAAUAGAUCGUGCGUGUUGUUUUUUUUUUUUGGGCCGUACGAAGUUCGAAUAAACAACAACAAUGGAUGCUUGUGAGGCCGUCGAAAAGGAAUUGCAGCGUGUCAUCACCAAAUUUAGUGGAGUGCAUGAGCAUGCCAAACGUAUGCUUGGAGAUGUGACCAAAAAUUUUGAAGACUUAAAAUCAUCAAUUGCUGAAGUUCCUGCCGAUGAAAAAUUGACCACCGAACAAAUGCUUUUGUUGCGCGACACAUUAACCAAAACAAAAGAGAAACUACAACGUUUGACAACCGAUCAUCGUGAUUUACACGGUGCCGUUAGUAAAAUCGGCAAAACCAUCGAUCGCAAUUUUGUAUCCGAUUUUUCGUCCACCACACGCAACGAUGUACUGAUCGAUGAGCAAAACAUUCAAUUGCUGAACAAAGUGAUUGCCCAGCAUUUACAACGAAACAAUUUGGACGAUGUUGCGGCAACUUUAAUUAAAGAAUCCAAACUGCCAGCCGAAGAAGUCGUUUCAGAUCCAUUUUCUAAUUUACAUCGCAUAUGGGAGGCCAUUUAUCGUGGCGAUCUAACCGAAGCCCUCGAAUGGGCCACCGAACAUUCAACUAAAUUAGAAUCACGUAACAGCUCAUUGGAGUUUAAACUUCAUCGCAUCGCAUUUUUGCAGAAAUUAGAUGCCGAAAAUGGUGGCGGUUCACCAAUUGAAGCGAUCGCCUAUGCGCGCAAACAUUUUUCUAAAUUUGUCGAUAAAUUCGAAAAAGAAAUUCAAUUAUUAAUGGGCACAUUGAUGUAUAUUCCCGUUGGAUUGGAGAAUUCACCGUAUCGCUGCCUUUGCGGUCCUAAUCUAAUGAUUGAGGCGGCUGACACUUUUUUGAAGGAUGCUUGCAGCAUUUUGGGCAUAACUAAAGACUCACCACUAACCGUGGUCACCAACACAGGAUGCACUGCACUGCCAGCUUUAUUAAAUCUCAAACAAGUUAUGAUGUCGCGUCAAGUGCUUGGCAUUUGGAAUGGACGAGAUGAGCUUCCAAUUGAAAUCGAUCUAGACGCUGAGCAUCGCUAUCACUCGAUAUUUGCAUGUCCAAUUUUGCGCCAACAGAGUUCCGAAGAGAAUCCACCUAUGAAAUUGGUAUGCGGUCACGUAAUAUCGCGCGAUGCUCUAGACAAAUUGUGUAAUGGUCCAACGUUAAAAUGUCCCUAUUGCCCAGUUGACCAAAGUCCAAGCGACGCUAAAUUGAUAUACUUUUAGAGGACAUAGGCUUAGAAUAGUCUUAAAAAUUGCACUAAAUAGGAGACCACGACAAAAAAAAUAUAUUAAAAUUGUUCUAACGAAUUUGACAUUUAAUCGAGGAAAAAAGGAAGAAAAAAAAUUAAAAAAAAAACACAGAAUUUGAAUUUUUAACAGCUUCUAAAAACCGAAAUUUACGAAGUAUAUUAUAUUAUAUAUGUGUACAUGAUAUAUUGAAGAAGAAGAAACAAAACAGACACAAAAAAAAACACAAAAAGGGAAUAAAAGUUAAAAUAAUAAUAAA
Messenger RNA from Sitodiplosis mosellana (orange wheat blossom midge), 2817 nucleotides. It is a transcript of the gene Sou, whose product is annotated as E3 ubiquitin-protein ligase RMND5A. Bases 1350 to 2534 code for a protein of 394 amino acids. Lineage: Eukaryota; Metazoa; Arthropoda; Insecta; Diptera; Cecidomyiidae. The transcript has 6 exons. Gene Ontology annotation, molecular function: protein binding; ubiquitin protein ligase activity. Gene Ontology annotation, biological process: proteasome-mediated ubiquitin-dependent protein catabolic process. The record is from RefSeq and is a predicted model, not a curated record. Gene Ontology annotation, cellular component: GID complex; nucleus; cytoplasm.